AUAUAUGAAAUACCUGUACCCAUACGAGUGCGAGAAAGAGAAACUGAGUUCACCGGACGAACUCCAGUCCGCCAUCGAUGGCAACCGUAGAGAAGGCCGGCGUUCCAGUUAUGGUCAGUACCCAGAAAUGGUUGGCGCGACGCCUCCUCCGCACAUGAAUCGCAAUCAGGCCACUCAUCUCCACACAUCACCUCUAAGUCUUGUUUCGCGUCAAUUAAAUGGCCACAACUCACAGGGAAUGUCA
Medioppia subpectinata is the source of this 244-nucleotide messenger RNA. NCBI's taxonomy places the organism in Eukaryota, Metazoa, Arthropoda, Arachnida, Sarcoptiformes, Oppiidae. The record is from the annotation of a GenBank genome assembly.